Messenger RNA from Cyanistes caeruleus (blue tit), 1994 nucleotides. RefSeq lists its product as uncharacterized. The record is from RefSeq and is a predicted model, not a curated record. Lineage: Eukaryota; Metazoa; Chordata; Aves; Passeriformes; Paridae.
AUGUCCUGCUACCUCCACCAGCACCUCCCUGCGCUCCACCAGGACCCCGUGGCGCUGUCCCCCGGCGUCCCCUUCCCGGCUCAGCGGUGGCACUCCACAACCUGCAUCCCCCAGGCCGUGCCCGUCCCCCUGCAGCGGGCGACGUCCUCCAGCGUGUGCCACCAGCAGAGUGUCACCCAGGCCGUGCCCCGCCAGCUCCUCGGACCCCCCUGCGUGCCCCAGCACCUCCCGCAGCAGCAGAUUGUCCCCAGGCGGGUGACAACGUGCGCGCCACCGCAGCAGCGCGUCACCGGCGGCGCGGGUGUCACCUGGAGCGUGCCGCGGCAGGUGGGGGUGACCCAGUGCGUGCCACAGCAGGUGGGGGUGACCCAGUGCGCGCCACCGCAGCAGAAGAUCGUCCCCAGGUGUGUCACCACCUGCGUGCCGCAGCAGAGCACGGGUGUCGCCGGUGUCACCCGGUGCGUGCCGCAGCAGCUGCAGGUGCCACCUCCCGAGUGCGUCCCCCAGCAGAAGAUCGUCCCCAGGUGUGUCACCACCUGCAUGCCGCGGCCGCCCUACGUCACCCAGGGUGUCCCUCAGCAGCAGAGUGCCACCAGGUGCGUCCCGCAGCGGUGCGUGACCAGCGGCUGUCCCCAGCAGGGUGUCCCCAGGUGUGUCACCACCUGUGUCCCCCAGCAGCGCGCGGCCCAGUGCGUGUCCUACCAAUGGGUGACACCGCCAGUCCCCCAGCAGUGGCAGAGCGUCACCGCCGCUGUCCCCCAGCAGUGGCACGGCAGGUGUGUCACCAAGUGUGUCCCGCAGCGGUGUGACACCAGCGCGGCCAGCAUUUGUGUCCCCCAGCAGAGUGCCACCAUGUGUGUCACUCAACAAAGUGCCACCAAGGGUGUCCCCCAGCAGUGUGGGACAGUUUGUGUCCCCCAGCAGUGCGUGACCCAAUGUGUCCCCCAGCAGAGUGCCACUAAAUGUGUCCCCCAGCAAAGUGCCACCAAGUGUGUCCCUCAGCUGAGUGCCACCAAGAGUGUCACUCAGCAAAGUGCCACUAAAUGUGUCCCCCAGCAAAGUGCCACCAAAAGUGUCACCCAGAAGUACGGGACAAUCUGUGUCCCCCAGCAGAGUGCCACCAAGUGUGUUCCCCAGCAGUGUGGGACAGUUUGUGUCCCCCAGCAGUGUGUGACCCAAUGUGUCCCUCAGCAAGGUAUGACCAAAUGUGUCCCUCAGCAUUAUGGGACAAUUUGUGUCCCUCAGCAAAGUGCCACCAAGUGUGUCCCCCAGCGAAGUGCCACCAAGUGUAUCCCCCAGCAAAGUGCCACCAAAUGUGUCCCCCAGCAUUAUGGGACAGUUUGUGUCCCUCAGCAAAGUGCCACCAAGUGUGUCCCCCAGCAAAGUGCCACCAAGUGUAUCCCCCAGCAAAGUGCCACCAAAUGUGUCCCCCAGCAUUAUGGGACAAUUUGUGUCCCUCAGCAAAGUGUCACCAAAUGUGUCCCUCAGCAGAGCAUGACCAAAUGUGUCCCCCAGCAAAGUGCCACCAAGUGUGUCCCCCAGCAAAGUGCCACCAAAUGUGUCCCCCAGCAGUGUGGGACAGUUUGUGUCCCCCAGCAAAGUGUCACCAAGUGUGUCCCCCAGCAAUCCGGGGCAGUGAAGAUCUCCAGCCACUCCAAGAAAUACUGCUCGGCCCCCAAGUGGCCCUGGUGACGAGGAGCGUGACGAGGACAAUCCCUGGGAAACCGGGAUUUGGGAUCUUUAUCUCCCCCCUCUCCCAUCCGCGUUAUCCCGGUUUUCCAGCGUUUCCCUGCCUUUCCGUGGGGACAUUCCAGGUGCCUCUGGCUCCUUCCUUGAUCUGACACAAGGCAUUGGAGGGAUGGGAACGAAUUCCCACGGAAUUCCGGGAAAUCGUGAUGUGCACUGAAAACAGAGUUUAUCUACAGAAACAUGCAAAUAUUUUACGUACAUAUAUAAACUUAAAUAAACGUUCUUGUUUGAACUCGGAUUAAAAA